Messenger RNA from Rhododendron vialii, 776 nucleotides. RefSeq lists its product as uncharacterized. The record is from RefSeq and is a predicted model, not a curated record. The transcript has 5 exons. Bases 99 to 776 code for a protein of 225 amino acids. NCBI's taxonomy places the organism in Eukaryota, Viridiplantae, Streptophyta, Magnoliopsida, Ericales, Ericaceae.
UCCGGAGUCAGGCCCGCAGAGCUGCUGAGGAGAGGAGAGCCAUCACAGUGAGGCAGAGCAGUAGUGAGAGUCGCGUAAGACGGGGUCCGAGCGGACCUAUGAGAGGUGGGCCACCAGAGUUGACAUGGCAUAUAGCAGUGGUGGACUCUCAGGGCAAUCCAGCUGAGCUACACCUAGCCCCUGCCAGAGUUGAGCCAGCGCCCGUUACUAUGCCGGUGCCCAAUGAAUGGGUGAACGAGGCUGUUCGACGCAUGCUUGCACUGGAGAAUGUGAUAAGGCGAGCGGCAAGUGGCUUGCCUUUGGACUUGCGCUACCCACCAUCGGCAGCUCAGAGAUCUCAGACACAGGGACGGGCGGCUCCUAGGAGAAAAAGUGCCAGAGAACCUCCACAAAAGAAGCUAGCAACUAGGACUCCUGCUCCUCCACCUACUACUAGACCACAGACGCGGGGCAUACAGCCAUCAGUUGCGACAUCCCUCCCUCAGUUUGAGAGUCCUACGAGAAGCAAAAUGGCAAAUAAUCUUCCGGCCUUGAUUAGCCCGUGGCUUUCGGCUUUUGUUGCCGUGGAUUGGCUGUCAUUCUGGUUUCACGGGUUGGCCACAUUCCGUUUCCUUCGCAAUGUGAGAGUUCGUCCUGAAUUUCUGAGGGCAGCCUCACAAUUCUGGGACCCGGAGGUUCAUGUGUUCAGCUCUGGCUAUUUGACAAAUUGGGGUUGCUCACCGCACCGGAAGCAAGCUGGCCUCAUCUGCCCAGUCGAAUGCAUCAGCGGAGCAUGA